Messenger RNA from Oikopleura dioica, 273 nucleotides. The record is from the annotation of a GenBank genome assembly. NCBI's taxonomy places the organism in Eukaryota, Metazoa, Chordata, Appendicularia, Copelata, Oikopleuridae.
AUGAUGCUCAAGCUAACGGGAGCUAUAAAAUCUCGCUUUUUGGACGUCAUAAAAAUCAUGGAGAAAAACUCUAUUCUUGGCAGCUUUCUUUCUGUCGAUCAUGUGAACAAGCAAGGCAAAAAAUCCUCGAUCAGACGGAGAAUGUCCCUCAAAGGAAUAAAGAAGAUCUUCAAGAAAAAGACUGGACCUCCAAAAGUGGAAAUUCGACGAGCAUUUCGGCGCCGAUCGUCCAUGAGAUCCAUCGAGUUCUGGGAAGAAUCCAUCAUAGCUUAA